Messenger RNA from Papaver somniferum (opium poppy), 1506 nucleotides. RefSeq names its product probable WRKY transcription factor 53. The transcript is spliced from 3 exons. Lineage: Eukaryota; Viridiplantae; Streptophyta; Magnoliopsida; Ranunculales; Papaveraceae. Gene Ontology annotation, biological process: regulation of DNA-templated transcription. Gene Ontology annotation, cellular component: nucleus. The coding region runs from base 100 to 1167 and encodes 355 amino acids. Gene Ontology annotation, molecular function: transcription cis-regulatory region binding; DNA-binding transcription factor activity. The record is from RefSeq and is a predicted model, not a curated record.
CUCAAACUCAAAUUUCAAAUUUAUCAAUCAUCCACACCUAAACUUCUUUUCUUUACUUCCAAUAUUAGCAACAUACUAAUUAUAGUGGGCAAGCUUAAAAUGGAUGAGAACAUGGAUCAAAAGCUUUUGAUUAUCAAACAGAUAAUUCAAGCAAGAGAGCUAGUUAAGGAACUCCAAGCUCAGCUUAAUCCCUCUUUUUUUUCUUGUCAUGACUUGAUAACUAGAAUCUUAAGUUCCGUUGAGACUUUUCUCUCGAUGCUAGAACUAGUAAAGAUGGAGAACGAAUCUAACCCGGAGUCUCCCUUGGGUUAUGUAAAUGGAAGCCCCAAUUCUGAUCUUUCCCAAGGAGGUUCACGAAAGAGGAAAGGGAUUGUGAGAUGGACGGAACAAGUACGUGCUUCUGCACAAACGGGACUUGAAGGACCCCUAGAUGACGGAUACGAUUGGAGAAAAUAUGGGCAGAAAGACAUUCUUGGAGCUAAGCACCCUAGAGGUUAUUACAAAUGUAGUCAUCGAAGUGCUCAAGGUUGCUUAGCAAUGAAACAAGUUCAACGAUCUGAACUAGAUUCAUCCGUCUUCAAUGUUACUUAUAUUGGAAAACACAGUUGCAUUGAAACAUCAGAACUACUUUCAGAGAAAUAUUCACCAAUUAAACAAGAGCAUGAUGAGCGUAAUCUCACAAAUUAUCAUCAAGAGAAAAGGGAGGAUAAAUCAUUUGAAGAGACAGACAUCAAUUUUCAAACAUCGAGUUCAAGUGUUCAAGUUGCAAAAGACAAAGAUAAACAAUUUGAGUCUUUUCCUUCUUUUUCAAUCUAUUCUACUAGUUCAUUGCAACCCAAUAUUGGUAAUUGCUGGGAGGCUAAAGAAAAUUACUUCCACCCUUCUUCGGUCAAACCUGAGAUCUAUACUCCUAGUCCUAGUCCCAGUCCAACAUUUAUAAGCACUCCCACAGCUUCAGAAUCCAACUACAAAAUGAACAGUAUUGAAGGUUACAAUAUUGGUGAAGAUUUACUACAAACUACUGCUGAUUCUCAUGAUGCUAAAGAUCAAAUGAUGAUUUCACCAACUGUUAGUGCAACUUCGUCCGCCAAUAAUAGUUGCUCGAAUCUCAUGGACGCUAACUGGGAUUGGGAUUUCCCAAUAGAAUUUAGUCCUCCACGUUUCUAAAAGUUUAUCGGAAUUGUACUGUACACUAGUUAUAUCAACUGCAAACAUCACCGAAAAAAGAAAGCGGUGUGCCAAUCGUCAAUUAUAGUACAUGACGACAUUUUGGAGACAUGGAAGCAACUGGUGUCUUUAGAUCGAGUUUGAGCAUCAUUUAUGGUUGGGGUUCAACACUAGUAAGAAUAGUUAUGUGAUAGUUAAUUUCCUAAUUUUGUAUCCAUGGUAACACUUAUAAAGGCUAAAACGUGUUUUUAGUUUUGUAAAAUUUUCCUUUGUAAGUUGUAUGAGCCGACUAGAUUUUCUGUCACUAAAAUGGCAUAGACGCCUUUACAGGUUGAAAAU